Schistosoma turkestanicum is the source of this 3314-nucleotide messenger RNA. The record is from the annotation of a GenBank genome assembly. Lineage: Eukaryota; Metazoa; Platyhelminthes; Trematoda; Strigeidida; Schistosomatidae.
UUGUUUGAUUAGGAGUAUCAACUUCGGGUCUGCGCGUACUUUGAUCUGUUUACUAGUCUGUUAGGAGUUAGCUGUUACAUGUAUUCUGUCUAGCUAACUCUUGUGUUUGUCAUUUUAUUCUAGUCUUUUGAAAUAAAAACCUAAACUAUCAUGGGUGUAUCAUGUGGAAAUACAAGCCGACUCACCUUUAUGUUAGUACUUGUAAUUAUUUAUUUCCUGGUCGAGCUGAUAGUUGGGAUUUCAAUACAUUCCAUCUCUCUAGUUGCAGAUUCAUUUCACAUGUUAUCGGAUUGUCUUGCCUUAGUAAUUGGGAUAGUUGCUUCACGGGUAGCAAAGUGGCCUCGAUCGUCUAGAAAUACUUUUGGAUGGCAGCGAGCUGAAGUAAUGGGCAGUUUGAUCAAUACAGUUGUUUUGAUUACGUUGUGCAUGACUAUUCUUUUGAGAGCUAUUGAGCGGUUUAUUGAGACUCAGGCCAUUGAAAGUGCUCAAAUGAUGGUAUAUGUUGGUUGUGGCGGUCUCCUGGUUAACAUACUGGGACUUAUUGUUCUUGGCGGUCAUUCACAUGAGGGUUCGCAUGGCGGGGUUGAUUCAGCAGUAGACGCAUCGAUAGCUCCAACGGCAUUUGGUACUACUUUACCGCUAAAUAAUGCUGAUGAAACAUUUUUGGAGGUGAAUUCAACACAGCCUAUUUCAGGAGUAAACAAUAUAUAUAACAGAGUGGAUAGUAAUGCCCUACGGUUUACCGAAAAGGACCAAAAGGAUGGUUUCGAAGCAUCACAACUUGACACCAAACAACAAAAGGUGUCUGUCAAAAUCAAGCAUAAUCAUCCCAGAAAGUCUCAUAAAAGUUCAAUGAACAUGCAGGCUGUGUUUCUACAUGUACUGGCUGAUUUUAUGGGUUCUGUUAUCGUAGUAGUUAGCGCUCUUGUAUUAUUGUUAGUACCCGGUGAGGUUUCCAAAGGUGAAGCAUUAUGGAAGUUGUAUGUUGACCCAGCUAUGAGCAUACUAAUGGUUACUAUAAUCUUGAUUACUGCUAUACCUCUAAUGUAUAAAGCUACAUUAAUAUUGUUACAAUCUGUUCCUAGUGAAAUUUGUUUAACAAAUCUUAAGACUCGUAUGGAAAAUAUUGAUGGAAUUCAUAAAAUUCAUGAUCUGCAUGUAUGGCGUUUACAAAGCAAUUGUAUUAUUGGAACUGUUCACAUUCGUUGUGUUAGUCUACCGGACUAUUUAAGUAUUGCUCGUGAAGUGAAACAACUAUUCCAUGAAUUCAAUAUACACUGUACAACAAUACAACCGGAAUUUGAAGAGAAUAUUGAAGGAUCAACGGAAAAUACGGAUUAUUUAACAUGUGUUUUGGAUUGUGGUCCGAACAAGAAUUGUCAGUCAGAUACUUGUUGUCCAGCAUCAAAUGCUCUGCCUGCUAAUGUCACAGCGGUACAAUUUAUCCCUUCAAAUGGGAAUUCUACAUCACAAAAUUCAUUCAAUUUACUACAAGACACCAGUUCUAACACAUCUAAAAAUAAUAAUCAAACUAAUUUACCUAACAAUGAUGAUGUACACAUUAAUCUCUCCACAAAUUCUGAUAGUUGAUUUUUUUUUAUUAUUAUUAUCAACAUUUGCAUACCAAGAAAUUUGUAAAUGCCAUGAGAUAUUUUGUGUUGAUGAUGUGUUUUAUUAUGUCACUUUUUGAUCUCAGUAAAAAAACAAAACCCAGAUGUGAACAUUUUCCACUGUGUAUUCUAAUUUCAUUCUAUUAAUCUGCUCAAAAAUUGUUGCAACUGCAACCAAUUACUACAUUUGUAUACAUACAUACAUACAUACGCGCAUAUAUUUAUUAAUAAUAACCAUCACUUCACAACUAGUAGUUGUGUUAUAAAAAGUAAACUAUCCUCAUAAAUUAUUAAUUAAAUCUCUAGUUUAGGCAACGCUUGAACAAUGAACAAAUAAACUAUCUAUUGCUGUUUGUUUAUUUCUAGUGAAAUUAUAUUUGAAAUUUUUGUAUACAUAAGUAAUUAAACCUAUGUAUACAUACGUAUAUUAUGUAAAUGGAGGCAUUUGCUAAUUUAGUUUACAUUUUCUUCUUUAAAGAAAAAACAAUCACAUUAUUUUUAUCAUCUCUCUUUCUCUUCUUGAAAUUGCUCAAAAAGCCUUUCAUAUGUGAGAAUAGAGAAAAAGGGUCAGUGUUAUUAUUAUCGUUACUACUACUAUGUUCAACAUAUGUUGAGUUGAAAUGGUUGAAAUGAUAAUUAAUAAUUAUGAACGAUUUUAAUCAUCCUUGUUGUUUAGUGUAUGUUGUUGUAAUCAAUUUUUCAAAACGUUUCUACAAUUUUUGGUUUUUUCUUUCUACUACAUAUAUAUAUAUAUUAUUUCUAUUCUCAUCCAUUUAAAUUCGUCCAUUUGAAAAUUUUCUUCUUUUUAUAUACACAUAUAUAUUACGUGUUUAUUCUUAUGAAAUAUAUUAUAUAAUAUUUGUUAUAUUAAUGUAAAUUUACCGGUUGUCUUACUUACAACUGCCUACUUUUUAGCAUCAGUUUUUUUUUGUUUUUUUCAAUAACAUUUGUUUUCAAUAAAAUUAGAUCUGAUUAAAUUUUUUUAUUGAGAAAUAAUAUUAUAUUCUCAUUGAAUUACUAAUAUAUGAUGUGUGUUAUAGUAUGAUCACCAUUAUGAUUACUAUUUAGUAAUUACUAUCAUAUGCCUUUUUUUUUAAAAAAAAAAUAAAGAAACAAACUUCUCAUAAAAAAAAAUGAGUGUGUGUAUAAUCAUAUAUACACCUUUAGUGUUAUAUAAAACAAGAUUGAAUUGUAGUUAGCCGUCAAGUGAAGAUAUUCCUGGUCUCAUGUAAAUAAUCAUCCUGUUGGCAUUCAAAAGAUAUGCAUACAUAUUGAUCUGAUAGUCUUAUUUUACUCUAAUUAUCAAAAUAUAUAUGCCUAAUAUUGUGACUAUUGGAUAACUGGGCUGUUUAACGUAAUCUAGAAGAUAUCAACUGUAAUUUUGGAUUACUUUUAAGAAGAUAUUUUUUUUAUUUUCUCCUUAAUCAGUUUUUUUUUUUUGAUUUAACCUAAAAUUCAUUUCGGAUGUAUAUUUCAAUCUUUACUUCGUAUAAUUCAUGGACUUUGGUUUAUUCGAGUGUUUUCAUCGAAUCUACUACUGAUUUCAUUAGUUCUUGUACAGGUGAACUAACUGGUCAAAUGGUAACUGAAAUAAUAAAGUUGAUGAUGAAUAGAUUCGUCUUAUCUAAUAUGUUAGUUCGACACAUUUUUUAUUCAGAUCCUAUUCUAAACUCAUCGUUUAAAACAGUCGUUAUUAAAACGGAC